Lutzomyia longipalpis is the source of this 2386-nucleotide messenger RNA. RefSeq lists its product as uncharacterized. The transcript has a single exon. Lineage: Eukaryota; Metazoa; Arthropoda; Insecta; Diptera; Psychodidae. The record is from RefSeq and is a predicted model, not a curated record. Bases 979 to 1626 code for a protein of 215 amino acids.
AAAAUCAUUUUCCGUAUUUUUACCUUAUGAAAAUUUUUUUAUUAACCCUUUGAUGACACUGACAAGCACCCUAAACCUAAAAAUUCUUCGUAGAGUCUGUAAACUUUUAAUUUGGAGCAGAUAAUUAUUUUUUGUCAAGGGUUUUAUUCUUGAUAUUCCCUUUUAAAUCGGAAAAAUCAAUGUUAAUUUCUGAUCAACUAAAACAGACUAAAAAUAACAAAAAUCACAAUUGUUAGCACCUUUGAACGGCCAUCUUUCAAAAUUCUUAUUUAAUCCAUUUUAACACUUGAGGAUCCAGGUUUCUAACCUCAAAAGUUUGACCUUCAUUUUCUCUCAAAGAAAAUAUUUUUCCAAGUUUUCUUUCGAUUAUAUUGAAGUAUUGAAACAUUCUUAUACGAGAUAUAGAAUUUAUCACGAAAUGUUAAAUAGAUUUUAAUUCUGGGGCGAUUAAAAAAAUUCGAAUUGGCCACUUUGGUCAGUAAAAUCCUCCAAGGAAGGGUUAAUUAUACUAUUUAUCCAAAUUACAUAAAAGAAAAAGUAAAUUAUUUUAUUAUAAUCUCUCCUAAACGUUAUAAGAAACAAAAUUAAUUAAUUUUAACCUAUUUCCUUGAAAGCGAAUUUCUGAAAAUAGAAUAGCAUUCAAAAUGGCGUCGUAGCAAUAGCUCAAGUUAAAUUAAACCGCUUUUAACAAAUUCAGAUACCUAUACUAGAAUUUUUCAGGCUAAUAAAGCAAUUUUUUGCUAAACUAAAUACUGAAUUAGGACAAAAAACAAAAUAGUGACGUCAUUGUUCACAUUUUCGAGCAAAAUAUUUGCUGUCUUUUUCCCCGAUUAGAUCUCAGUGGACAAUAAGAAGUCUUUGGGGAUUUCUUAUUCUCAAUCUUUCAUUCCUCAAAUUAAAGGUUUUGCCAUGAAUCUACAGAUUUUCCCAAUAAAGAAACGAAUAAACUCCUUUUCAUAAUCAGCUAAAGAAUAAUUUAUGAGAAUAAAAAUCUUUUCUUCUACAGAAAAACCAAAAGACUCCACAAAAUCCUCAUCAGCAGCAACAUUGGUUGUGAAAAUUCAAACUGAAAGCAAUCGGGAAGGGAAACAGAAGAAAGACGUUAACCAAGAUCUUGGACAUCUUGGACCAUCUCAGAAAACCGCAAAGAGCAUCCAGGAAAAAGCUGAUCUCUUGGAUUACGUGAUGCGCGAAGAUGGGAGUGUUUUGUGCAAAAUUUGCGGAGAAAUUCUCUCAAGUCGUACCCACUGGUAUCGUCACAAGUACAAAAUUCACAGCCCCAUCAGUGCUCCAGGAAGUCAUCCCAGUGCACUCUUUCAGUGCGAGCAGUGCAGUGCGUUCUUUAAAUCGCGCAAAGGCUACAUUGGGCACCUGGCUAGUCGACACAGCAGCACACAGGAAAUUUCAGUAAGAAGUGUGAAGCAGGAGGAUGGUCCAGAGAAGAUCACGAGAGGAGAAAUCCUGAUGGAUUCCCUUGAUGAAUCAUCCUGGGAGGAGCAGAGGAAGCGCGAUGAGGAACUCGUGGCAGAAAUCAUAAAGCGUGUGAGGAGAGAAUGUGAAGCUCAGGGAGCUGCAAUUGGUCGUAGAGGCUACAACAGGCGAACAACCAUCAUGAAUUCAUCCUGAUGCACCAUCGUGGAGGACGGAAGGACCUUUCUUCUGAGGCAAUCUGAAUCAAAAUCACCGAGAAGCGAUAAGAAAUGAAAAGAAAAAUCAUUUAAAAAGAAUUUCCUCUUAUCCCCCAAAGAAAGACUUUAAAUGUGCCAAAGAUAUCCAGGAUCAUCCAACUAUAAUAUAUCAAUCUCCUCAAGAGUUAGUUCCUGAACUAAUUAGAAAAGUAAUGAAUUUGUAAAAUGUUUUUUUCCUGGGGUUUCAGUAAUUUUCUGCUCAACCAUGUUCAAAAGUUCUAAGAAACUUUUCCCACAAUUAAAGCCAAAUUUUUCAAAGAAAAUAAAUACAAAAAAAUGUGGAUGAAAUACUAGAAUUUAUCAAAUUAAUUAAUAAGGUGUUGUGAUAUUUGUGAAUUUAGCUGUAGAGAAAUAAAGAAAAGAAUUUGAAAAACAUUCCCUGAGGGCCCUGAGGGGCUAAUAAAGUCAGACAGGGUUAAGAAAUAGCGCAUAAACAAAUGAUUGAGUUAAAAGAUGUUUAAUCACAAUUGAGUCAAUCAAAUUGAUCAAUGAUUGCUCAAAAAUUGAUAAAUCAAUUGAGUAAAUCAGUCGAUUGAGCAAUUAUUGAGCAAAACUCGAUCAAUUUCAGCUCUAUUCUGAUUUAUCAAUAAUUGAUCCUCUAUGCGGACUUAUAUUGAGCUCAAUAUUCUAUUUUCAAUGUUCUAACAAAAAAAAAUGUAAAAAUAACUGAAAAUAUUAAAAAAUUACCUAAAAAUUCU